Manis javanica (Malayan pangolin) is the source of this 2468-nucleotide messenger RNA. RefSeq names its product fatty acid 2-hydroxylase (gene FA2H). Gene Ontology annotation, biological process: fatty acid metabolic process; lipid biosynthetic process. The record is from RefSeq and is a predicted model, not a curated record. Gene Ontology annotation, molecular function: fatty acid 2-hydroxylase activity; heme binding; iron ion binding. NCBI's taxonomy places the organism in Eukaryota, Metazoa, Chordata, Mammalia, Pholidota, Manidae. Gene Ontology annotation, cellular component: membrane; endoplasmic reticulum.
GUGGCUCAGAGGAUGUUAGAGGCGCGCCGGGCGACCGCCGAGCAGACGCCCCGGCUUCCAGCCGCGAGCUCCGGUCUCCCGCCAUGGCCCCCGCUCCGCCCCCCGCUUCCUUCUCACCGGUCGAGGUCCAGCGGCGCCUGGCGACCGGCGCCUGCUGGGUCCGCUGCGGGGCUCGCCUCUACGACCUCACUGACUUCGUGCGGCACCACCCGGGGGGCGAGCAGCUGCUGCGGGCACGGGCUGGCCAGGAUGUCAGCGCCGACCUGGAUGGGCCGCCGCACCGGCACUCGGCCAACGCGCGCCGCUGGCUCGAGCAGUACUACGUGGGCGAGCUGCAAGGAGACCCUCAGGGUUCCAUGGAGAAUGGGGCUGUAGCCUCUGCGAACACUCAGAAGACAGACCCUGUGUUGGAGCCGAAGUUCAAAGUGGUGGACUGGGACAAGGACUUGGUAGAUUGGCAGAAGCCCCUGCUGUGGCAGGUAGGCCACCUGGGAGAGAAGUACGAUGAGUGGGUCCACCAGCCAGUGAUCAGGCCCAUCCGCCUCUUCCACUCAGACUUCAUUGAGUCCCUCACCAAGACUGUCUGGUACAAUGUCCCCAUCAUCUGGAUGCCCCUGAUGCUGUACCUCAGUUGGUCCUACUACCAAACCCUCGCCCAGGGCAACGUUCGACUCUUCACAUCCUUCACCACAGAGUACUCAGUGGCCGUGCCUGAGUCCACGUUCCCGGGCCUCUUCAUACUGGGGGUGUUCCUCUGGAGCCUGGCAGAGUAUAUCCUCCACCGCUUCCUGUUUCACAUGAAGCCGCCCAGCAACAGCUAUUACCUCAUCACGCUGCACUUCAUCUUGCAUGGCCAGCACCACAAGGCACCCUUUGAUGAGUCCCGCCUGGUCUUUCCUCCUGUGCCAGCUUCUCUGUUCAUUGUCCUCUUCUAUGCAUUCUUACGGCUCCUCCUGCCCGAGGCGGUGGCAGGCUCUGUGUUUGCGGGAGGCCUCCUGGGCUACGUCAUCUACGACGUGACCCACUACUACUUGCACUUCGGCUCACCACACAAGGGCUCCUACCUGUACAACAUGAAGGCCUACCACGUCAAGCAUCACUUCACACACCAGAAGUCAGGAUUUGGCAUCAGUACUAAAUUGUGGGAUUACUUAUUCCACACCCUUUCACCAGAAGAGCCCCACCCGAAGACGCAGUGACAACUCCCAGCCCCGCCCUCCCGGCCCCUGCCCUCCCCACCCAGCCAGACCCUGCACAGCUUGGCCUGGCCAGGCAGGAGCAGCUUUGUCCUGCCCUCUGGCUCAGUGGAGGGUGCUGGCAAGACUCUGAAGACUGAGGCUGGCCCUGUGACUGUCUGCCUGACCCACCACAGGAGGGUCACAUCCACUUGGUGGCCAAAUGCCUCUCGGGGACGGGCUCCUUCCCAGAGCCUCCUGGCCCCUCCGCUGGCAUCCCUGCCUAGAACCUAGCCCACAGGACUGCUUAGGACUCAGCCAGGCCCUUGGCUUUUAAAGCUCCGGAGGCCAGAACUUCUGGCCAGCUCAGUCUAGGUGAAAGUCAGCCAGCGGGGACUUUGCCAGGGGGAAUGAAGGAAACUGACCCCUGGCGCUAGGCCUGAGCACCCCCAGGAGCUGCCCCCCCACAGCGCAGCUGCCUGGGGAGGAUUUGGUGGCUCCAGAAACACUAAGGCGGAUGAAGGGCUCUCAUGAGAAGAGACAGCAUGAUGCCUUCUACAGGCCACCCCCAGAUCCUAGGGCAGCACCUUUGCCCCCUGCCAAACAGGCUGUGGCCUACCCAGCAUCCACACACCCAGCCCUCACCUGCCUGGGCCCGUGGGCUAAAGUGGCUGGCGCUGGCCUGAAGGCUGGUGGGAGCCCAGGCUUUUCUUCAGGAACUGCCAGCUCUAGCCAUCUCUCUUCUGCCUCCAGAAUCAUAAAGCUUUUCCCCAAGGGCUACAGAGACCUCUCCAUGGGCGGGAGUCCCACCCUGUUCCCAGCUGUUCUUGGCCCUCACCUGGCAUAGCUGGGCCCCUGGCCCCACACUCAGGACCCUCCCAGUCAGUGCCUCCUGAAGCGGAGAAGGAGCCUCCACGUGGUGCCUUAUCUCCCUCUCCCUUUGCUUCCUGGCCACCCCCCAGCAGGUGACGUUCCUGCCCCUUCUUCCUCAUAACCAAAACCCUCACUGCUCUUAAGAGGGUCUUAUUUAUAAACUCCACGAAUGCCCUUAGUCUGACCCCAGACCAAGUAGCUGCUCAGACUGCCUUAACUAAUCCUACGUGUCGAGCUUAUAUAAAAAAGUUUUGUCCUAUUUUGUUCCUUUCUUACCCACAAACUGUUACUACUUGAAACUUAAAAAAAAACUCGAAGAGUGUAAAGGCUAAAGAGAAGCAUUUUGACUGUUCCUGUGAUUUGUACUGUUUACUGCAGACUUAUUUAAAGAUUUUGGAAUAAAUAUACAAACUACAGUUG